UGAGGAUUUCCUGCACCCACUUCACCGGUCUCGUGCUGCUGUGGCCCUUUCUCUAUAUAUAUUUAUAUAUAUAUAUAGUAUGUCUGUGAUCCUACCAACCCGCAGAAUAAAGGUAACGUCACUCAUACUGCCGAGGAAACAGGACAUAAUUAAUUCUCCACUCCACAAAGAGGCUCCUCUCGGUAUCUAUACCGUCUGAGAAAACACUGCACCAUGGCCCAGAGUUCAGGCUCAGGAUCCCUUUAACCCCAUAAACUCUGGUUGUUAUGCCAGAAGUUAACAUGGCCGCUGAGCGGUACAAGACAUCCUGUUCCACCUGUUACUGGAAGGACUACAAGCCCCAGCAUCAGCCCGUUCAGUAAACAUUUACAGCCCAUGACACAUGAACGCCACACCGCGCAGCCAGCGCUCACGGCCCCGGCCUCACACACUAGUGCCGCCGGUGACAUCAGCGGCAUAGCCCCGCCCCACUCUGCUUCCUCCGCCGCGGACGCGUCUUCUUCCUUCUCCUCCCUCCUGUGUAUGCUGCUGCUUCCGCCGCCGUUGUGAAAAAAAAGAGGAAGAAGCGACAUUAACCUGAAAGGAAAAAUAAUCCGGGACAAAUGCCGCGGGGCCGACCCCCGAAACUACGGGCCGGGGAUGGAUCAGGCUCAGAUGGUGUUUUGCCAGCAAAUGCAGAGAAUGCCGGCUACCCUUACCAUGGGUCAUCCUAUAAAUGUAAUGUUUGCAUGUUGACUUUCAGUAAGGAAACCCAAUAUCGGAAACAUAUGCGAGAUCAUGAGCGGAAUGAUAAGCCUCAUCGGUGUGAUCAGUGCCCCCUGUCUUUUAAUAUCGAGUUUAACCUUACGCUUCAUAAGUCCACACAUAACGUGGACGAUCCCAUGUGUCCAGCAUGCAACAAGAAGUUCUCCCGCGUGGCCAGUCUCAAAGCUCACAUCAUGCUCCAUGAGAAGGAAGAGAUUCUCAUCUGUUCUGAAUGCGGUGAUGAGUUCACACUACAAAGCCAUCUGUCGCUGCACAUGGAGGAGCACCGGCAAGAGCUGUCUGGAAACAAGACCUACAGCUGCAAGUCCUGCAGGAAGAUGUUUGAAUCUGCUCCACAGCUCAAAGAUCACAUGAAAACACAUUUUAAAAUAAGGGUCACCAGUACUAGAUCUUACAAUAGGAACAUAGAUAGAAGUGGAUUCUCCUACUCCUGUCCACACUGCGGUAAAACGUUUCAAAAGCCAAGUCAGUUAACUCGCCACAUUAGAAUACACACAGGUGAAAGACCCUUCAAAUGUAACCUGUGUGGAAAAGCUUUUAACCAGAAGGGGGCGCUAGCCACACAUAUGGUUAAGCACACAGGGGAGAAGCCCCAUGCCUGUUCUUUUUGUCCAGCCGCCUUUUCCCAGAAAGGCAAUCUCCAGUCUCACAUUCAGCGCGUUCAUUCAGAGGUGAAGAAUGGCGUUACAUAUCACUGCACAGAGUGUAGCUGUGUAUUCAAGAGCCUGGGCAGUCUCAAUACUCACAUUAGUAAAAUGCAUGUAUUGGGAUCCCAGGCUACACCUUCUUCCGCCGGAGCAGCUUCACACGUGGAUACAUCACAGCCAUCCGUGAUAUCUGAUACAAAUCUAAUGCAGCAGUCUCCUGAUGAAAAAUGGAAAAAUCAGGCAGUAGUUUUUCGCCCUGUGCCAGCUCAGACAGACACAGCAGGCGUAUCUGCUUCUGGGCAACAAGGACAGCAGCCGGUUGUGACAGAUGUUAUCGAGCAGAUUUUAGAGCUGGACGAGCCAGUUUCUAUAGAAAGUCAUCAAAAUCAACCAUCGGGACAACCAUUGAACAUUACAGUGGGGAUUAAUCAAGACAUUUUACAGCAAGCUUUAGAAAACAGUGGACUGUCAUCCAUACCGGUUGCUCCACUUCCUAGCGAUCCCAGCCAAGGAAAGACAACCAUUCAUGAAAUUGAAUGUAUAUCGAGUCAGCAGAUGGACUGCAGCGACCAAGGGCCUGCACUAGAACCAGAAGAUCAGAAUAAAACGGACAAACAUGAAAAAAGAAUCUUUAAAAAGAAAUCUGCAUUUGCACAAGUUUCAGGUUCAGUUCGAGAGGAGAGUGGCGUCCGAUGGCAUGUUUGCACCUACUGUGAAAAGGAGUUUAAGAAGCCCAGUGACUUGGUUCGACACAUUCGAAUACACACUCAUGAGAAGCCAUUUAAGUGUAUGCAGUGCUUUAGGGCGUUUGCUGUGAAGAGCACCCUCACUGCUCACAUAAAGACGCACACGGGCAUCAAGGCUUUUAAGUGUGAAUUCUGCAUGAAGUGCUUUUCUACCUCUGGAAGUUUAAAGGUUCACAUCCGCCUGCACACUGGUGUCCGACCUUUUGCUUGUCCUCAUUGUGAUAAGAAGUUUCGCACUUCAGGCCACAGGAAAACGCAUAUUGCUUCACAUUUUAAACAGUGCGAGUUGAGAAAAUUACGACAACAGCGCAAGCCUGGCAAAGUGCGUGCUGGGAAGAGUAGUAUCUCUGUGUCAGAGGUCCCACUGCAGGAACCGAUCCUCAUCACCGAUCUCGGCCUCAUCCAGCCCAUUUCACGGAACAGUCAGUUUAUCCAGAGUUACUUUAUUAAUAGCUAUACGCAUGAAGCUGAUCGACCCUACAAGUGCUACUACUGUCAUCGAGCUUAUAAGAAGUCCUGCCACCUCAAACAGCAUAUCCGGUCUCAUACCGGUGAAAAGCCCUUUAAGUGUUCUCAGUGUGGAAGAGGCUUUGCAUCAUCUGGCGUUUUGAAAGCUCACGUUAGGACUCACACAGGAUUAAGAUCCCAUAAGUGUCCUAUAUGCAAUGGAGCUUUUACAACCAGCGGCAGCCUCCGGCGUCAUAUGGGUAUUCAUAAUGACUUACGACCAUAUAUGUGCCCUUAUUGUCAGAAAACAUUUAAAACCUCUCUAAAUUGCAAAAAGCACAUGAAAACUCACAGGUACGAAGUUGCGCAUCAACUCCAGCAGCAUCAACCAGCAGCUCCAGAGGAGACCACGGUAGACCAAAUCCAUGUAGCUAAUCAAAUACAAGUAGAAAUAGAAGGAGCUGGCCUUCACCAGACAAACAGCGUAGCUGCCCAACAAGAGACCAUUUUACAACUAAGCCCACAGCCAGAUAUGGGCACCGUCUCACCUGCCCUGGAGCAGGCACUUGCUGAUCAGCCAUUGGAAACUGAUGAAGACAGAUUUGUUACUUCUCAGCAUGCUCUGCCAGAGAACAUCGGCCAGUAUGAACCUCCGGUUUUGCCGCCACAGCAUUUUGACCAGCAGGGGCUUUCUCAAGGUUUUACUGUGACUGAUGGAUUUAGUCAGUCAUCAGCAUUCUCAACUGUCCAACAGCUGCAAGAUUCUAGUACACUGGAGUCACAGGCCCUCUCAACAAGUUACCAACAACCAGCGCUUAUGGAGGUGCCCACUACGGAUGCCAUUAACGUGACUGCCCACUUAAUUCAGGAGGAUACACAGGAAGAAAUUGAACUUCAGACUCAACGUACUCAAUUUUUGGAAUCUACAGAAGAUCAGGGCAGGCGUGCCUACAGAUGUGAGUACUGUAAUAAAGGUUUCAAGAAGUCCAGCCAUUUGAAGCAACAUGUUCGAUCACAUACCGGAGAAAAACCAUAUAAGUGUUCUAUAUGUGGCCGUGGUUUUGUUUCGUCUGGAGUACUUAAGUCACAUGAAAAGACUCAUACAGGGGUUAAGGCUUACAGCUGCACCAUCUGUAAUGCGUCCUUCACUACGAAUGGUAGUCUGACCAGGCAUAUGUCCUCACACAUAAGCAUGAAGCCCUACAAGUGCCCUUUCUGUGAAGAGACAUUCAGAACGACUGUGCACUGUAAAAAACACAUGAAGAAGCAUCAGAAUAUUCCUCCAGGUCUUGUUCCAGAAAAUGAUGGGACCACAAGAGAGGAAGGAGAUAUGUGCCUUGAAGAUGAUGAUGAGAAUGGUGAAAGAACCGGAUCACGGAAGUCUCGUCAUGGAGUCAUCACUUUCACCGAAGAGGAAACUGCUGAGUUGGCAAAGAUUCGGCCAAGAGAAGGAGCCACCGUCUCGGAGAAGGUGCUGGUCCAGUCUGCAGCAGAAAAAGAUCGUAUAAGUGAAAUUAAAGAUAAACAGGCUGAACUGGAAACUGAGCCCAAGUUUCCCAAUUGCUGCACGUAUUGCCCUAAAAGCUUUAAAAAGCCCAGUGACCUAAUCAGGCACAUACGUAUUCAUACUGGAGAAAAACCUUUUAAAUGCGAUGAAUGUGGGAAGAGUUUUACAGUGAAAUCAACACUGGAUUCCCAUGUGAAAACCCAUGCAGGUCAAAAGCUGUUUAGCUGCCAUGUCUGCAGUAAUUCCUUUUCUACCAAAGGCAGUCUUAAAGUGCACAUGAGACUGCACACUGGUGCAAAGCCAUUUAAGUGCCCUCACUGUGAUAUGCGCUUUCGGACAUCUGGGCGAAGGAAGACGCACAUACAGUGUCAUUAUAAAGCCGAUUCUAGAAAGGUCAGGAAGUCUGUUGUGCGGAGGCAUCUUUCCCAAAAUGCACUUCCAGUUUCUAGUACAACUUCCAGCACAGUAGAGUCGCUCCAGCCGAUAAAUCUACUGAACUCCUCAACAACAGACCCAAGUGUCUAUAUCACAAAUGGUUCUGUUCUGUCUGGUCAGUUUGACCAAAGUUUACUCCAACAAGGGCUUGUCGGACAGGCAAUCCUUCCUGCUUCAGUAUCAGCUGGUGGGGAUUUAACCGUAUCACUAUCAGACUGCAGCCUGGCCACUCUGGAGGGGAUUCAGUUACAGCUCGCUGCUAACUUUGCUGGACAGAAUGUGCAGAUUUCUGGAAUAGAUGCCACAGGCAUUAACAAUAUCACACUACAGAUUGACCCCAGUAUUUUACAACAAACACUACAACAUGGCAGCAUUAUACCUCAGCCACUUUCUGGCGACCCCACUGCAGUACAAGCCAGCAGCAGUCUACAGACCAGUGAGAAUGCUGUACCUGCGAAUGUUGUACUACAACCUAUAGCAAGCUUGUCUCUUCAACCUUCCACAACAGCGUCAUCCAACCUGACUAUUACCCCCAUCACUGAGCAAGAAUCGGUACUUUCUUCAAGCACUGCAGCUGGACAAGACCUUUCCCAGGUUAUGACGUCUCAAGGCCUAGUGUCCUCAUCUAAUGGACAGCAUGAGAUAACAUUAACCAUUAAUAAUUCCAGUUUAAGUCAGGUUCUGGCUCAUGCAACUGGCACCACUCCUACUACCUCAUCGGUUUCCCCACAGGAGAUCACUCUCACUAUAUCUGGACAAGAUAUCAUGCAGCUGGGACCUUCAGGAGGCAAUGAACUAAAUGGAAACAUGAGACUGCAUACACCUGCAAUUACCAGCCAGGCUCAAGAAAGCUCCCUGUCAUUAAGCAAUGAUCACAUGCUAUCACAGGCCACUACACUAACUACUACUUCAGAACUGACCACAUCGACUGGCAGUCUGCCUUGCACAACAUCAAUCACUCAGUCCCCUGUAUCUACACAAAAUCUGGUUAUGUCAUCUGGAGUAGGAGGAGACGGGAGUGUAACCCUGACAUUGGCAGAUACAGAGAGCAUGCUAACUGGCGGGCUCGAUGCUGUGACACUUAAUAUCACACAGAGUCAGCAGUUCCCUGGUAUUUUGUCUGAUAACAGCUUAUCCGGACAAAAUGGAGCUAGUGCACAGCAGGUGAUAUUAGUCAGCCAUGCAGCACAGCCCUCCAGCAAUACCAGUGACCUCAAUUACCAGGUAUUAUCCAGUGACCUCAAUUACCAGGUUACAGAUGACACUUAUAUAGAAAAGAACAUUGAUGCUGAAAAGCAAGAACGGAUUAAUCAGUGUUUUGAAUGCAACCAUUACUUUCCGUCGGCUGCCAUGUUGGCAGAACACAACAAAGAAGCUCAUGGGAAGGAAAGGAUUCAUGUGUGCCACCUAUGCAAUAAAGCCUUCAAGAGGGCAUCCCAUUUAAAAGAGCAUAUGCAGACACAUCAGCCUGGACCCUCUCGAAGUUCUCAGAUGCCAAAAUUAUUUAAGUGUGAUAUUUGUGAUAAGGCAUUUGCUAAGCCAAGUCAGCUUGAAAGGCACAGCCGCAUUCAUACAGGAGAGCGUCCUUUUCAAUGCUCGUUGUGUGAGAAAGCGUUCAACCAGAAGAGUGCACUGCAGGUGCAUAUGAAGAAGCAUACUGGAGAAAAGCCUUACAAAUGUGAUUACUGCUCAAUGACCUUCUCCCAGAAAUGCAAUAUGAAACUUCAUAUGAAACGAACCCAUGCCUAUCCUGACCUUAUAGAGGAAGUUUCUAUGCACCAAGACGAGGACGAAGGUGGGGAAGACAUAACUCAAACGCUUGAUUUGGAAGAAGUUGUCCAGGAAUCAUCAGGAGACUGGCAAUGUGGCAUAACAAAUGUUUUCCGGUGAUCUACCACUGAUAGUGUGCUAUUCUAGAUGUAUAACAUGAAAAUAUGCACAGGAUUCACUAAGUAGACUGAUGUCAUUCCUCUCACAUAUUUUGUUUUGUUAUUCAGGUGCUAUAUGUUUCAGUUGUUGACCAGAGCCUUUAUUGUAUAUACUGCAUUUUCUCAGGUACCUCUAAAACAUUGGGGGAGCAUUAUCAAAACUAUUGCAACGGCCACAUGGUGGAUUUGCCCAUGGGAGCUUAUUAGAUUUGAGCUUCCAUUUGUAAUUUUGUCAAUUAUAGGCUAUAGACACUUUUUGAUGGCAAUUUUUUUUAUUAUUGCAUUCAUUUUAGGCUAAAAUCAUUUCUUCUUGAUUCACAACUUUCAACAAUUCUUCUUUUACAGCUUUCAGUUUCAGUGUAUUUGCAGACCAGCAGGCUCUUUGUUUCCCACAGAAUUCAUCACACAAUUGCUCUGUUGGAUGGAUCUGCAGCUCUUAUCUCUGAACUCCCGACAGCUCAGAACCACUGAUUUAAGUUAAAUUCUUAUCAAACUGAUAAGAAUUUAGCUAUAAUGAGAGAGAUUAGAGAUUUAGCUUUCAGAGCCGUUCUCUGGCGGAUUCAGUGUGAAGGAGAAGAAAAACUGUUGAAAAUUUUUAAUCAAGACCUUUUGAAAAAAUAAUUUAUAGCCCAAAAUGAGUAGAAUUAAUAAAUAAAAAACAAAAUAAAGGUAUCGGUAACCUAUAAACGUCCAACCUGAUAGGCUUCUAUUCGCAAUCAGGCAUUAGUGAAUCCAAACUUUACAGGUUUGGGUUCAUUGUUCGGGUGGUGUAGGAAUCCCGUUAUGGAUGUCGUUGUAACGGAAUAUAACGGUAUUCUUAAAGGCUUCCGUUUUGCAUUCCCUCUACGAAUCUUGUUAUAACGGAAUUCCUACACCACCCAAUCCUGAACCUGUAAAGUUCGGGUUUGCUCAUCCCUAUUCGCAAUCCCUUUAUGGUUUAUUUAUUCUCGUCUUGAUAAAGCUUCCCUAUUUGUUACUAUUUGAUAGUUGUGUGUAUAUAUAUAUAUAUAUAUAUAUAUAUAUUUCAAUGACUCUUCGACCCCAAGUUCGCUCAAUAUAUACUAUUAUUAUUAUUUCAUGUUGUGUAGUGAAAAUGAUUGCACUCAAGUUGGCCAUUGAAUAUAUGUAUGUUUUUGAGUUAUUGUAUAUAUGUAUAUGCUUGUAUAUAUGACUACUUAUUUGCGUAUUAUAUAUAAUUGUGUGUUUGGGUGUGUAUGUAUAUUGUUCUAAAUAUGCGCUCACUUAUGCACAAUUUGUAUAGAUACAACUCUUCUGGUGGUAGAGAGCACUGCAGCCUUUUCUAUUGUAUUAUACAUGUUUGGAAAGUGGCUGGUCCAUUUCCAUCUCUUAGUUCCUUGAUAGAUACUAUUUUUAAAUGUCUGUGACAUCUCCUACUUCUAAAAUAUUAAUAAAUAAAUAAUGCCUUCAUUUAACAUUUCUAUUUGUGCCUCUGACAAUUAAUGUUUCUACAAAAUGUGACUUGUAUAGUUUGUUGGGAAUGUUAAAUUAUCAUCUAAAUAAUUUUGACAUUGAUCAGCCUUAACA
Molecule: messenger RNA, 8020 nt
Organism: Bufo gargarizans (Asiatic toad)
Lineage: Eukaryota; Metazoa; Chordata; Amphibia; Anura; Bufonidae
Gene: ZNF236
Product: zinc finger protein 236
Exons: 33
Coding region: 603-6437 (1944 amino acids)
Biological process (GO): regulation of transcription by RNA polymerase II
Cellular component (GO): nucleus
Molecular function (GO): RNA polymerase II cis-regulatory region sequence-specific DNA binding; DNA-binding transcription factor activity, RNA polymerase II-specific
Source: RefSeq, a predicted model, not a curated record